Aspergillus puulaauensis is the source of this 951-nucleotide messenger RNA. RefSeq lists its product as uncharacterized. Bases 1 to 951 code for a protein of 316 amino acids. The transcript has 5 exons. Gene Ontology annotation, biological process: alpha-ketoglutarate transport; mitochondrial citrate transmembrane transport. The record is from RefSeq and is a predicted model, not a curated record. Gene Ontology annotation, cellular component: mitochondrion. NCBI's taxonomy places the organism in Eukaryota, Fungi, Ascomycota, Eurotiomycetes, Eurotiales, Aspergillaceae. Gene Ontology annotation, molecular function: tricarboxylate secondary active transmembrane transporter activity.
AUGGCUUUGCAGAACACACCAUUGCGACAGUUGUCGCCAACGACGGGACCCAGCUCCGUCGAAGAGAGGAGGCCCAUACCGUACCGCAAUCUUGCGGUCGGGGCGUUCAUGAAUAUUUUCCAGGUUACGACAUUGGGACAACCGAUGGAAGUGCUCAAGACACAUCUGGCGGCAAACAGACAUGACACAAUCAAAGAUGCUGUUCAAAAGACAUGGGCACGGGGACGAUGGACCGCGUAUUAUCAGGGGUUAAUACCAUGGGCAUGGCUUGAGGCCUCCACAAAAGGGGCCAUUCUAGUUCUCACAUCUAGUGAGAUUGAAUACCAUGUGCGAACAAAAUUUCCCAACGCAUCGUCAACUCUGGGUGGAGUUCUCGGUGGCAUUGGGGGUGGUUUUGCCCAGGCCUACCUAACUAUGGGAAUGACAACGUGCAUGAAAACCGUUGAAGUGACGCGGUCCAAAGUUGCUGGUCAGGGCAUCAAGCCACCAGGACCGUUAGAGGUGUUUGUCCAGAUAUUUCGUGAAAAGGGUAUCCGGGGCGUCAAUAAAGGUGUCAACGCCGUUGCUCUACGACAAGUUACGGGCUGGUCGUCGCGGAUUGGGAUCUCCAGGUUCGCAGAAGACAGUAUUCGCUCUGCGCGCGGAAAGAAGAAGGGGGAUAAGUUAUUAUUUGGUGAGAAAAUAAUGGCGUCAACUAUCGGCGGAGCUUUGAGUUGUUGGAACCAGCCUUUUGAGGUCUUACGAGUCGAGAUGCAAUCCAUGACGAAGGACCCAAUGCGGCCAGAGAAACCGACUAUCCUAUCUACCUUCAAGCAUAUUGUCAAGACUUCCGGAGUCAAGGGUCUGUUCCGUGGAGUUAUUCCUCGAAUUGGUGUGGCUAGCUGGGCGACAAUCUGUAUGGUAGGGUUUGGAGAUACUAUCAAGGCGUUGGUUGCACCCAAGGCCUCAUAA